UGUAAGAAUAUGGAUAUAAGUGAUGUUGAUGGCUGCAGGUGUUCUUGUGCUUGUGGAUGAGGACCAGAAUCACUUCCGGUUCUGACUUGAACAGGAUGGUGCCGUCUUUAUACAUCGAGGACGUUGCACAGUCGCAUGGCUCUCGUUCCUGAGCAACUCAUCGCCAGAGAGGCCACCUAGCACCCAUGACCUUCUUCUGUCAUCGUCGUCAUCCUGUCAGCCAGCCUCAGUUGCCCAGCCUUUCCGCACGCUCUAACGCGAGAAAAGAAGCAAUGCACGGCAUAAUGACUCCUGUAUGACAUGUCGUCUCUCAUAAUUUGGCCCCCAGCUCGCUCCCUCCGAUGCUGCCCGAGCGGAGAGGCAGGUCGGGAUCACCCGCAAGGUGGACUGUCCACGAGGCAGCCUGUGACGACGCACCCAAUGAUAUCACGCGGGCGCCUUCACGGGACCUGCAGCCCUAUGUGGUGGGGAUGCUGCGCAACAUGCAUCCUUGUCUCCGACUGGAUUUCUAUCCGCCGGUCUGGGCCCUGCGGCUGGCCGUUAGCGUCGGCCCAAUGGGCCUGCUGCUCGUCUCUGCCACCGCCUCUAUACACCCCUCCAAAGUCAUAAAGCUGACACAGCCACAGACAGUUUCCCCUGAGCAGAAUGCCCUCCUUCGGCCCUCCAUGCCUCCAUCACGGUUGGACGAUACACGGGGGCUCCGUCACUCUAGCUACAGCCAAACGGCUCAGCCGGCGUGGAGGGGCGAGGUCGGGCGCCAACCCAUGCCGGCGCGGCCAAUGAGGAUUCCCGCAAGGGCCAGGAAGGCUUCCGCAUCGCCAUGCUGCCUAGAAUGCCGUCAUCCUUCGCCGGGGCGCGCCAAGCGCGCUCUCUGCCUGGAGCUCAUCCGCAUGACGGAUUCCGCCUCGUCGUGCCAACUAUUUGAACAAGUUGACUCGUCUUUUCCUGAGAGCUCCCGGGGUUACCUCCAUAAUUGACCUUCUCUAUACGGACGAUCUCCGACGCCAUAACCCGACGGCUGAGAGGCUGAGCUGCUGACCAGUUGUGGCUGUCCCCGAGCAGGCCGUGGCGGCGCCAAUCACCAAGCAUCCCCCGCAAGCUGACGCUGACAUCGGGGACGGGGGCUGACAUCAGAAGUUGACAUGGCGUCUCGUGCCGCGGAACGUGUUACUUGACACAUUGCCAAAUUUUCCGUCCUCACUAUGCAGUGUAUCCUUCGUAGUUAAUUGCGUUUUGCUCCGCAGCUGUCACAGCAAACAACCAUCGUCUCACUCUCAUCCUUGGAUCUACGCGCAAUGGCCUAACCGGCAAUGAUUAUCCUAUCACGAUAUCUCCCGGUCAUAAUUUGCUGUAUGAGGUGGGGCCUAGGCACGUGAGUGCACGGUCCACCCCGAUGGAUAGACCUGGACCGCCUACGCACGAUCUGCGCCCGUGGUAGCCAAAAAUCGACAUGUCACUUUCCUAUUCUGGUAUCACCUACCGGGAUACCUCACACACU
Molecule: messenger RNA, 1498 nt
Organism: Gaeumannomyces tritici R3-111a-1
Lineage: Eukaryota; Fungi; Ascomycota; Sordariomycetes; Magnaporthales; Magnaporthaceae
Exons: 1
Coding region: 342-977 (211 amino acids)
Source: RefSeq, a predicted model, not a curated record